GGACACACCAAAACACAGACACAACAGCCCGGCACACAUACAACCAAGCACGGCUGACUGCUGGAGCUCUGUCGGCGGCUCUCUGGAGAUCUUACCGGCCCUGUUCGGACUGAGAGGAAAGUUACAAAGAAAAGCUGCUGGAGAUAUACCUGCUGCUUCAGGACUGACCACACAGGAAUUCACCUGCACGGAGGCGAUAGUUACACUUAAUUUCUACCUGGAUUAACAUGUAGUGCCCACGUGAAUGUCGGCGAGUGGUGCGUAACAUAAUAAGGAAGAAAAUAGCAAGUAAACUUCUUCACCUAGUAAGUCCUGAAAAUGCGUAUUUACGCGCGUACCAGAGGACAAAACUGAUGUGAUUCUUUUUUUGGAGGAGGGAAAUUGGGAAACAUCUUGGAUGUAUUACCCCUUUCUUUGAGUAAGAGAGAGAGAGAGAGAGAGAGAGAGAGAGAGAGAGAGAGAGUUGGUAUAAAUUUAAAUAAUUAAAGGAAAAGCAGAAAAGAGACAUUAGAGGGUAUGGGUGUUUUUGGGACUGAAAUCCGUUCGUUGGAGUCUGCAGCUGGGAUGCACUGCGCAUCUGCACCGCGACGUUUCUCACCAUGAUACUGAAACAAAGCUGCACCUGACAACCAACACCUGAAGCCAGUCCAUCAGGAUCCACCAUGCCCUCUCUACUGACGAGGAAGCUGAGUCUGUUCCCGGCCCUGACCUUUGUCCUGCUGCUGGUCGCUCCUGUCUGCCUGUCGUCCCCGCAGAGUUCCUGGAUUUCUGCCUGGGGUCCCUCCGGUGAGGUCUCAUCAGGUCGUCUGACUCGAGCCCGGCGGCAGCUGCACUACAGGAACGAGUGGGCCACAUGGAGCGUCUGGUCCGAGUGCUCACGUAGCUGUGGGAGCGGAGCCUCUGUGAGGACACGCACCUGUAUCACCAGGAACCCAGUGGGUGGACCAUGUGCAGGAGAUCCCCGACAAUACAAGAUCUGCAACACCAAGGUGUGUCCACCCAACUCGGAGGACUUCAGAGAGAUGCAGUGUGCUGCCUUCAAUGACCGCCCGCUGGUGGCUGGAACCUCCUUUAAAUGGACGACCUUUCAUGGAGGCUCUAACCCGUGUGAACUGAGCUGCCUGGCCCUGGGUCACAACUUCUACUACAACUUUGGCCGAGUGCUCGACGGCACAGCCUGCGACAAGGAGCCCGGAGCCGUGUGUGUGAACGGACACUGCCUGAGGCCCGGCUGUGACUCCAUCUUGGGUUCGAAGCAGCAGGAGGACGCCUGCAUGGUGUGUGGAGGACAAAACACCACCUGUCUGCACCACAAGAGUGUGUACCAGAGCAACGGGCUGGAAGCAGCCGGACCUUUUGGAUACAACGAAGUGACAAUGAUCCCGGCUGGAGCCACUCACAUCCGAGUCACAGAUAACAGCAGGAGCUAUCUCGCCCUCCAGAACGGUCGCUCUCAGUUUGUCAUUAACGGUAAUUGGAAGAUCAGCAUUCCAGGGGAGUACAACAUAGCCGGGACGAAGCUGCUGUACCGGCGCUCGGCUGACACCUGGGAGAGCUUCGAGGUACCAGGACCGACCCAGGAGGACCUCCAUCUGAUGGUGCUGGCCACGGACAGAAACACAGGGAUCGAGUACGAGUACUGGCUGCCACCAGACCAGUACGCUCUGUACCACAGGAGUCCACUGCGUGAAGCUCACCACACGGCUAACUACCUCCCCUGGGAUCAACCCAUCACUACAACCACCACCACCAACCCCCCUACUACAAUGAGCACCCGACCUCCUCCUGUCACCACCCGACCCCCCUGGUACAUAAGACCUGUGAAGCCUCCACGCAGAGCUCCUCAUCACAGCCGCCAUCCACGCCCCAGCCAGCCCAUCCUGCCCCGCCUGGAGCGCGAGGACAACCACAGAAACCUGCUGCCUCAGCCCGCACCUGGAAAGCAUUGUGGGAAAUGUCCGCGAGUCAAAGGUCGAAGGGAACGUCAGAGGCAGUAUUGCCAGAAGGACUUUGUUUUCCGGGGCAGAGUCAUGGGGAAGCUUUACAGAGGCGAGGAGACGCGUUACGACGUCCAGAUCAUCCACACGUACAGGAACGGCUACCGCCUGGAGCACCGGGAGUUCUUGUGGGUCCCGAACGUGUGUGACUGCCCCCACCUGGAGGAAGGCAGGCAGUACAUUCUGAUGGUGCGUCGUCACAUUAACCACGAGCACACGUUAAACCGCAUCCUGCUGGAGGAGGACAGCUACGUGGUGCCGUACAGACCCAGAGAGGAUGAGCUGCUGCGACCGCUCGAAAGACUCUGCAGCAACAGAGGACGUAAACAGCCUGAGGACCUGAGGGGCUGAGAAACAAACCGUGUGUGUGUGUGUGUGUGUGUGUGUGUGUGUGUGUGUGUGUCAUAGACUGAAGCUCACACUACAGCUACAUUUACUCCCAGUGUUUCUGUUCUGAUGAAUUCCAGUGAGGCACGACUCCAGGAAGAAGACAUCUGGACCAUAGAGAGACGGUUUCAGCCUUAUUUUGAACCAAAAAGACUCGACUCGUAAUUUAAAAAGCCUGAGCAGCUUACUGUACCUUAUAGAGCACUUUAGGUGGAGCUUCUGCUCACCUUUAAACACAUACCAAAGAGAAGAACAUUGACUGAAAUGUCCUUUUUGUUGUUGUUUUUCCCCCCACUGUUGCCAUGUCAUGUUUUGUAUUAGUGUAUUUUCUGUGUGUCUGUGUGUUCAAAGACUAAAAGGAAAAAUCCAUCUCAAAUAGUACAAUAAGGCCCUUUGACCACCUGGCGUUUUUUGCCGAGCAGAAAAGCGCUGGCUGUACACUCGAGAGUCUCUGCAUGAAGCGUUUGUGCUCUGAGAAAGAAAAGCGCUGCACAUCCGUCCUGUCUCUAUGACAACAGUCGCUGUAUGACCAAGACAGCGCAGUUACUUUUCACUGCAUGUUUUAUAUUUAAGAUCGUUUUUUACCCCACCAGACACGGAGCAAAGAGGAUGUGAGUACAAGAUACGAUCCGUAGGACGCUAAAUUACAGGGAAUAUUAUACAUUAUUUAUAUAUACAUGUAUAUAAAAAAAGACGGGGUGGGUGCUGCGCUUUUCAUCCAGGCGUGCUGCUUUCUGCUGCGAACGCUCUCUACCCAUUGAAACCAACUGAAAAAAGACGCUGGCGCUGAGGAAAAAACACGAGGUGGACACGGGGGUUUUAGAUGCACAACUAAGUCGAGUUUCAGGUAUAGCUUGAUCCCGGUAAACAAGCAGAGGUGCGAAUAGAUUUAAUGACUAAAGUAUGUCAGACUCUACUACAGUAGGUGGCGAUUUGCUCCCUUUCAGCAAGCAGCUGUUUGACCUUCUUCCGGUUGAUCUAUUACGUCACAUACACCAAACAAUCGACCAACAUGUUAAUAAGCUGCAAACUGUUUUCCGUCCAUCCAUGAUCUUCAACAUGCUUAAGUCAUUGAGCUGAAAACAUAAACGACAUAAACUGUGUCUCCUUGUAUGUCCAGAAAUGCAUGAUUCUCGCUCUAGCACUCACCAUGCUUUCCCCUCCGUCUUGUUUUCUUCGGCGUAUUUAUGCUGUACGACUUCUGAGUCAAAGCUCGAUGUGAGAGCUGUUGAGCAUGCUCAGAAAGCCUCGGCCAGUUUGGGGUCGAUUAAGGUGUAUACGGAGGUGUAAAUCAACCUCCAAUCACAUUAUGGAGGUGUGUUAGUCUGACUUUGACUCAUCAACUUUUCUCUGACUGCAUGUAAAAGUACUGAUUCUAAAUCAGUACUCGCCACUUGCUGACUGUCGACUGCUACAUAGCUGCCAUUUGACUCUUACUGCCAAUUUCCACAAAGUGCUUUCCCUCAGCGCCACGGUUUUGCUCUGUCGGACAGCGAGCACCCUGUCCCAAUGGAGCCGUUUUUGGAGUGUGAGCGCAGUGUUAAUGUCUAGAAAUAUCCAUGCCAGAUUCAAAUCAAUUCCAGUAAAUUCUAAAAUAAACUUUCAUCACAAAAAAAUCAUAUUUAGAUUGUUUAAAACCUUUUUGGCUCUUCUAUUGUAAUUUCAUGAUGCAGGGUUUUCUACGUCAACGUUAUAAUAAAUAAACAUCUUGAUUACUUCUACACUUUCAGUAAAUAGACCAAAAUAUGUAUAUAAUACGAUCCUUAAACAGCAGCCACACACAUUGAGCCAGGAUUAAGAGGUGGAUUUGUCUUUUUAACUCCAGAUAUAGUAACGACAUAUUGCUCCACAACGUAAUUAUCUUAUCAAAUAAUUAAGCUUAAACCACGACACAUAACUUGUGUGUGUGGGUCACUUAUUUAACAAUUUUCAGUGUCUGUAUUUGUGCUGUUAUUAUUUUUUUAUUGUGUCUUAAAUCUGGUCUGCUUUGUGAUACUUUAUUUGAGAGAGAUCUACAGUAUUUUAUUGUGUGGCACUGAUUAGCUACAUAUAUACUGAACUAUAAAGGUUGUUGUCAAUAAUAAGUUACCUUCUGUGCCUUGUGUUCUGUAUUUGAAAUAUCACAUUUUACUCUCAAACCUCGUGUACGUGUGCCAAAAUAAAGCCUUUGUACAUUUGUGCCUAGA
Labrus bergylta (ballan wrasse) is the source of this 4570-nucleotide messenger RNA. RefSeq names its product ADAMTS like 5 (gene adamtsl5). Gene Ontology annotation, biological process: extracellular matrix organization; proteolysis. Gene Ontology annotation, cellular component: extracellular matrix. Gene Ontology annotation, molecular function: metalloendopeptidase activity; protein binding. Lineage: Eukaryota; Metazoa; Chordata; Actinopteri; Labriformes; Labridae. The record is from RefSeq and is a predicted model, not a curated record.